AUGGUUCCACGCGCUGAGGGAAGCCAAUUGAAGAGGGCUCGGCCCUCUACGGCCGAUUCGGAGGGAGAAUCUUUUAAGAAACCUCGCAGGUCGGAACACACAGCUCAAAAAGCGGACGAACCUACCGCGCAGCCGAAAACCCCCAUAUCCAUCGAGCAGCAACUGCCGUCACCCAUCACGCACAACCCUACCGAGGGCAGCUUCGAUGCCUACAAGGAAGGGACUGUAACACCGCCUGAGGGCCGCCCGAGCCAGGUCGCACAUCGUUCCCCAAUCCAGGGCUUCUCGUCACCACCGCAGGAUACACAAGCGACACAGGCUAUUCCCUCACAGAUUGUUGAUCCAAAGGCCGCGCUUUCCGAUGAGGUCGAAGAUGAGGAGAAGGAGGGUGUCUGGGGCUACCUCUUCCCUCUCGACACCAGAUAUGGCGGCAAAUGUGUCGUUUUGCGGAAGCGUGGUUCCUGUCCUAUGCCUGACACGGAUGGCAAAAGUGACAAGCCAUGCGAUAAAGCCGUGAAGGGCUUCCCAUCGGGUGGUUAUUUGAUCGGACGGCAUCCGGAAUGCGAUAUUGUGGUUGACGACCCCAUCGUUUCGAAUCGACACUGCCUCAUAUUUGCGGAACACAAGGGUAACGACACUGUCGUCAUUCUUGAGGAUCUAUCCAGCAACGGCACCUUUGUCAACGAGGCCAUAGUCGGUCGCAACCAACGGAGGGAACUUUUGGAGCAAGAUGAGAUUGCUGUCAAGGAUACGGCUCGGUUCAUAUUUCGGUACCCUAAAUAUCGCCAAACCAGCGCAUUCUCGCAGCAAUACACACUGCUGGGCAAGCUUGGCAAAGGACACUUUGCUGAAGUCUUUGCAUGCGUCGAGAAAUCGACUGGGCAGCGUUAUGCGGUCAAAAUAUUUUCCAUGGUCCCUGGUUUGGAAGAACGGACCAGGGUAGAAGGCCUUCAGCUCGAGAUUGCUGUACUGAUGGGAGUCAGCCACCCUAACGUACUGUGCUUGAAAGAUACCUUUCACGAGGGCAAUGCAGUGUAUCUGGUGCUUGAGCUGGCCCCAGAAGGUGAACUGUUCAACUUCAUUGUCAUGAAACAAAAGCUUUCAGAGGCUGAGACUCGGAAACUAUUCACCCAACUUUUCCACGGUGUCAAGUACUUGCAUGACCGAAAUAUCGUCCACCGCGAUAUCAAGCCGGAAAACAUCUUGCUGGUUGACAAGGACCUGCAUGUCAAAAUCGCCGAUUUUGGACUUGCCAAAAUCAUCGGCGAGGAGUCUUUCACAACGUCCCUGUGUGGCACACCGAGCUAUGUUGCACCCGAGAUUCUCGUUGAUGGCCGGCAUCGCAAGUACACCAAAGCCGUUGACGUAUGGUCGUUGGGCGUUGUGCUUUAUAUCUGCCUGUGCGGGUUUCCACCGUUCUCCGACGAAUUGACGAGCGAAUCAUUCCCUUACACCCUCACUCAGCAAAUAAAGAGGGGCAUAUUUCACUAUCCAUCCCCAUACUGGGACUCGGUCGGCGAUCCAGCAUUGAGCUUGAUUGACUGCAUGCUUGUCGUCGACCCAGAAAAGAGGUAUACUAUCGAUCAAUGCCUGGCUCACCCAUGGAUGACGCAAGCGCAACCCUCUGUUCACGAUAGCACGGAUGGCCUCGUUGGUGGUUUCGCCGGCCUUGAGGUCAAUAGACGCGGUAUGGUCCGGGAAAGGACACUGCUCUCUUCGAUCAACUCUGUUCAAGUCACACGGGUACCCGCAGGCCCGGACCAAGAACCAGUCAAGGUAUUCAUCAAGAACCCCAAAGACGUCAAAACAACCCGUGCACCAGAACCGGGCCCGUCUCAGAAUCGACGUCCAGAUGAGUUCAUCGAGAUGGGCGGCAAAGGUGAUCAGGUCUUGUUUGGCCAUGACGGUGGGAGUAACUAUCCGUCGACCGAUAUCGCCUCUCAGAAGACUGCCAUAAGUCAGCCUGCGGCCAAUGGCGUAGAGACUCACAAGGAUGGCGAAAUCAAAGAAACAAAGGCGAAUGGAAAGACCAAAGAGCCCACGGCGAAAGGCAAGGGCAAAGAACAGUAA
Pyricularia pennisetigena is the source of this 2070-nucleotide messenger RNA. RefSeq lists its product as uncharacterized. The record is from RefSeq and is a predicted model, not a curated record. NCBI's taxonomy places the organism in Eukaryota, Fungi, Ascomycota, Sordariomycetes, Magnaporthales, Pyriculariaceae. Gene Ontology annotation, biological process: mitotic DNA damage checkpoint signaling; protein phosphorylation. Gene Ontology annotation, cellular component: nucleus. The transcript has 6 exons. Bases 1 to 2070 code for a protein of 689 amino acids. Gene Ontology annotation, molecular function: protein binding; ATP binding; protein serine/threonine kinase activity.